GAUUUCAGCGCCUAUAAAUACCCGUCUCUGUAUAGUGUGCAUGUAUCUCAAACUCUCUCUCUCUCUCAAUCUCGAAAAUGAUCGAUUUCAAAUCUGAAGAACAAGCCCAGCUCCAGCUCGUUGAAAGAGACGAUCUGGAAGACGAGGAAGAUUGCUUCGAAUCGAUCGAGAAACUGAUUUCUCAGGGAAUCAAUGCGGGAGAUGUCAAGAAGCUUCAAGAUGCGGGAAUCUACACAUGCAACGGGCUGAUGAUGCAUACAAAGAAGAGCUUGACGGGGAUAAAGGGAUUAUCAGAGGCGAAGGUCGAAAAGAUCUGUGAAGCAGCUGAAAAGCUUGUGAACUACGGUUAUAUCACUGGAAGCGAGGUUCUGCUCAGAAGGAAGUCGGUGAUUCGAAUUACAACCGGAAGCCAAGCCCUAGACGAGCUUUUAGGCGGCGGGAUCGAGACACUAUCGAUUACAGAAGCAUUCGGGGAAUUCCGGUCCGGAAAAACUCAGCUGGCACAUACGCUCUGCGUGUCUACCCAGCUUCCGAUCAGCAUGCACGGAGGCAAUGGGAAGGUUGCCUACAUCGACACGGAAGGAACUUUCCGACCAGAUCGAAUAGUCCCGAUUGCAGAACGGUUUGGGAUGGAUGCUGGAGCUGUUCUCGACAAUAUCAUCUAUGCGCGAGCCUACACUUACGAGCACCAGUUCCAGUUGCUUCUUGGCCUCGCUGCCAAAAUGUCCGAAGAGCCUUUCCGACUUCUGAUCGUGGAUUCGGUAAUCGCUCUCUUUCGAGUGGAUUUCACGGGAAGAGGUGAGCUCGCCGAUCGGCAGCAAAAGCUGGCGCAGAUGCUCUCACGGAUAACAAAAAUCGCGGAGGAGUUCAACGUUGCGGUUUACAUGACCAAUCAAGUAAUCGCCGAUCCGGGUGGAGGGGUUUUCAUAUCGGAUCCAAAGAAACCGGCUGGAGGGCACGUGCUGGCACACUCUUCCACCAUUAGGCUGAUGUUUAGGAAAGGCAAAGGCGAGCAGCGCGUCUGCAAGGUCAUCGACGCUCCUAAUCUGCCCGAGGCCGAGGCUAUAUCCUCUCUCUAACUACCUUAUCUUUUGUUGUUUUAAACGCUUGAGAUUCGCAAUGGCUACUGCCGUACCCAAUCACAGAUAGAUGUCCAACAUGGCAACUUUGUGAGAGAUCUGGACUGUCCAUCAGAUAACCCGCCGGAACAAAAAUAGGCCAUCCUGCUCAUGAGUUGGGUUACUCCUGCAGAACGUGGUCCGUGAGUCAAAAUUCUUUAUUUGACCUGAAUUUUGGAUCAUGGCCACAUAAGAGCCGCGUCUAUCUUAUGGACUGCAUGGAUAUUGCACAAAUAUGCCACGUUGGCAUAUGAGCCACAAGUAGGUAUUUUAUAAUAGAGAUGUGCGCCCGGUGGUCUAGACCCUUUAUCAGCAAGGCUCCCAAAACGUGGACGCGAUUUCCUACUGACCUUGUCAGUAGCCACAAGCUACUGGGCGGUGCUCUGUGAGCCUAACCAUGAUGUAUGUGUUUUAUCCAUGCCGUCUACCUUUUUUCAAACAGAUAAUUU
Molecule: messenger RNA, 1567 nt
Organism: Magnolia sinica
Lineage: Eukaryota; Viridiplantae; Streptophyta; Magnoliopsida; Magnoliales; Magnoliaceae
Product: meiotic recombination protein DMC1 homolog
Exons: 14
Coding region: 78-1079 (333 amino acids)
Biological process (GO): DNA repair; chromosome organization involved in meiotic cell cycle; DNA strand invasion
Cellular component (GO): nucleus; condensed nuclear chromosome
Molecular function (GO): DNA strand exchange activity; double-stranded DNA binding; ATP-dependent DNA damage sensor activity
Source: RefSeq, a predicted model, not a curated record